Dromiciops gliroides (monito del monte) is the source of this 2595-nucleotide messenger RNA. It is a transcript of the gene FAM169A, whose product is annotated as family with sequence similarity 169 member A. NCBI's taxonomy places the organism in Eukaryota, Metazoa, Chordata, Mammalia, Microbiotheria, Microbiotheriidae. The record is from RefSeq and is a predicted model, not a curated record. Bases 406 to 2478 code for a protein of 690 amino acids. The transcript has 13 exons.
GUGUGCGUCAGCGACUGGUGGAGGGGGUGAGCGGUGGGCACGGACUGCCUGACAGACAGACGGACCGACCGUGGAACUGAGCCAGCUGGGGAGUUGGGGGCGGGCGCAGUUGUGGGCGCAGCCGGGGAGUAGGACGAGGGGCUGGCGCAGUCCGGGGCCCCGGGCGCAGUGAAGCUUCGGAGCCUCGGCGUCCCAGCCGCCGCCUCCCCCGCGGCGGAGGAGGAGGAGGAAGGGGACAGCCGGGCGAGGAGCGAUCGCCUCUGGCCUGGGGCGCGCCUGCCCUCAGCCACAGCCGCCACCGCCGCAGCAGCGCAGCCGCCUCCAGCUCCAUUCAUUCUCCGAGGCUCCGCCUCCUCCUCCCUGGAUCCUCUCCUGUGAGUCCGGAGGGCGCGCCCAGCCGAGGGGAUGGCAUUUCCUGUGGACAUGCUGAAUAACUGUAGUCAUGAAGAAUUAGAAAGUUCUGCUGAAGAUUACUUGUUAGAUCUCAGGUGUGGGGACCCAGAGAACCCAGAACAUUUUCCUUUUCUCAAUAAUCUGGUUCCAAUCAGCCUGUCAACUGUUGGCUUCAUCCCUCUUUAUGGUGGUGAUCAGACACACAAAAUUCUUGCUCUUUUUGCACCAGAAGACUCACUCACAGCUGUGGCUCUGUACCUUGCUGAUCAGUGGUGGGCUGUUGAUGAUAUUGUGAAAACAUCAAUCCCUUCUAGAGAAGGGCUUCAGCAGGUGAGUACUCUUGGGGAGAGAGUGGUGUUGUAUGUCUUGAAUCGAAUUAUUUAUAGAAAACGGGAAAUGGAAAGAAAUGAGGUCCCAUUCCUAUGCCAUAGCAGUACGGAUUAUGCUAAGAUUUUGUGGAAGAAAGGUGAAGCCAUUGGAUUUUAUUCAGUUAAACCUACAGGAAGCUUGUGUACUUCCUAUCUUACUCAAAGUUACCAGCUUCCUGUGCUUGACACAAUGUUUGUAAGAAAGAAAUAUCGUGGAAAAGAUUUGGGGCUACUGAUGCUGGAAGACUUUGUUGAUUCCUUUACAGAAGACAAACUUGGUCUACGGUUUCCACUCUCUUCUUUUAUGCAUACAGCUUGUAGACAGUAUUUUGAGAAGUACCCAGGGGAUCAUGAUCUUCUUUGGGAGGUUGAAGGAACUGGACAGUGGCAUCAGAGAAUACCCAUCACCAGUGCAUUACAGAGAGAAGCAUUCAGACGUCCAGAGGUUUCUCAAAAUGAAGUGAGAAAACUUACCUUUGAAGAAUGUGACUCUAGACCUAGUCCCGAAUAUGAAAUAGGACGUGGAGAAAACCAGCCUAAUGAAAUGCAGGUUGAUCCUGUAAAAGGAAAAGGUACCUCAGAUAACAAUGCAAGUACAUCUGAAGGACUUGAUAAAACACCUAUUAACACUCAAACAAGAAGUGUUCAUUUGAAGCGGCCAAAGAUUGGAAAGAGGUUUCAUGAUUCAGAAAUUAACCCUCUUCAAGAUGUGGAUGAAAACAUUCCCCAGGCUUCAUCUGUGGCUCCUGUAAACAGACUGGAAUCUACUGCAUAUACAUCUGAGAGCUCAGAAGAGUUAGUUGAAGAUGAACCAGAUGAGAGUGUGGUUGAUUCUGAGCAGGAAAAAAAAGAUAAAGAACAACACAUCCUAGAAACAGAAGGGUUGAGUAAAUCAGUCCUGGAGAAGAAAGAUAACGAAGAGGAAUCUGAAUUAGAACCCCUGAAUGGUGAGGUAAUGGAAGAUGCCAUAAAGACCUCACUAAAACCUGAUGAGGACACUGCUCAGGAUGCUUUGGAUGGAAAGUCAAAAUGGCCAUCCGGUCAUUCCAGUGAAGAAUGUGGAACUCCCUUUGUUCCCCCCACGGUUGAAUCUACAAAGACUCCUGAGGAUGCUGCACGAGAUAAGGUCACAGAUGAGAUUGAUUCCAAAAUGACAAAGGACAAAAGCCCACCUGAUGAAAAAGAGAGUCCUGAAGAAAAAUCUCUCCCAGCUCCACGAAAAAAACCUCCUUUGGAAGGCUCUGAGAGUGUUUCUGCGAUUCAGAAGGAAGAACCAUCCGAUAAUGGUCUUUCAAACUCUGUAGCUGGUGAAGCAUCAGAAGAAUCUGUUCCCGAAAAUGUGUCGCCCAACACAACAACCUCCUCACUGGAAGAUCAGGGGGAGGAAAUGGCUCCUGAUUCCCAGGAAAACACAACCACCACCACAAUGGCAACAACAACAGCAACAACCACCACCACAACAACAAGCCUUUCUCAGAGUUCCCCAUUAGUGGUUGAACUUGAAGAUAUUCAAAAUACAGGACAAAAGAAUCAGUCAGAAGAACAGUCUGAAGCAUCUUCGGAGCCUCUGGAUCAUUUCACUCAGUCUACUGAGAAGGCUGCGGACAGCAGUUCUGAGGAGGUAGAAAUUGAAGUACCAGUAAUAGACAGGCGGAAUUUAAGAAGAAAGGCCAAAGGGUACAAAGGACCCACGAAGAAGAAAGCCAAGCUAGCUUGAAUGGUGGAAGAAAGAGCAGUCCUGAAAAUCCUCUUUGUAACAAAGUUGGUGUAGUUUUUUAUAAUGUCACUUAACAAAACCACAUGGGAUAGAGGAUAAACAUUUCUUGUUCCAAAA